This is a messenger RNA of Leptopilina heterotoma, 2951 nucleotides long. RefSeq names its product ankyrin-1-like. NCBI's taxonomy places the organism in Eukaryota, Metazoa, Arthropoda, Insecta, Hymenoptera, Figitidae. The record is from RefSeq and is a predicted model, not a curated record. The transcript is spliced from 4 exons. Gene Ontology annotation, molecular function: protein binding. Bases 324 to 2708 code for a protein of 794 amino acids.
UUUACAGCUUCGUGUGAAGGCGAUUUUGACUGAAUGCACCUUUAAACUGUCGAAACGAAAACGAUUCCAGAUUGAGUUUACAAGCCUUGGUAAAUCCUCUGAGUAGCAUUAUUUUGAAGGCGAUUAUUUAUUUCGAAAAUUCUUCAAUUGCUGGAUAAUUGGAUUGAGUUUAUAGAUAAUGACAAGUCUAUAGAUGAAUCCUCCGUGCUGUACAUUUUAAAGGCGACAAUUUAUUUUGGAAAGUCUACAAUUGGAGGAUAAUUGGGUAAUAAACGAAAAAAUUCUUUUCGGAAUUGUAGAUCAUCAAUUUUUCUGUUUACAGAAUGUCGUCGAACAAAGGAAAUGAAAAAUAUGAGGAUUUUGAGAAUUACUAUAGUACUGACGAUUACACGCCUAUUUUUCUUGCCGUUCACAAUGGUGAUUUAAAUAGUGUUAGUACUUUGCUAAAUGAAUAUAAUUUAGCAGAAAAUAUACAUGAGAAAAGAAUGUUGCAUGUGGCAGCAGCACGAGGUCAUCUACAAAUUGUCGAUUUGUUGAUAAAAAUUGGAGCUAGAAUUAAUGUCGAGGACGUCAAGGGAAGAACACCUUUUUAUAUAGCUUUACUGCAAAAUAAAGUCGAGGUAGCCGAAUUUCUAUUGGAAAAUGGAGCACGUAUUGAUAUUCCAAGAGAGGGCGGAAGAACAACACUUCAUGUCGCGAUAAAAACGCAGAACAUUCAAAUUGUCGAGAGACUUUUGAAACCGGGUGCUAUGGUCAAUGUACUAGAUGAUGUGUCCAGCAUGAAACCAAUUGAUCUUGCUGCCAGUCUUAAUAAUAUCCAACUUGUGGAACUUCUUCUGAAGUACGGCGCCAAGAUGGAUGAAAGUGAUGAAUUUUGCGAAGGACAAAAAGUUGACCAUAAAAGAAUGACAGCUCUUCAUUUUGCCGCUGAACUUGGCAAUUUAGAAAUGGUCAAAUUAUUAAUGACGAAUGGCUUUGACAAAAUUGAAGUGAAAAAUUUAAAGGAUAAAACACCCCUAUGUGUAGCAAUAGACAAUCAUUGUUUAGGUAUUAUGAAAUAUAUGUUUGAAAGUGGAUCAAAAAUAAAUGAGGAUAUUCCUCUCAUCGACCUCUGUAGAACUGAUGAACAUAUACAUGUCUUAAAAUUUCUGCUUGAACACGGUGUAAAACUUGUUACGGAUCAUACAGAAACUCCAAUUUAUUUCGCAUUAGACAAGCACGAGUUUAAACUUUGGAGGUACCUAUUAACCUGCUAUUCGAAAAUUGAUUCUGUAUUGUGCUCCAAGGAGACUGAACUUCAUUCCGCUGUGCGCGCUAACGACAUUGAAAAGGUACAAGAAAUUCUCAAAAAAAUGAAAGUAAAAUCUUUAUCUGGUGAAUUGGGACAAUUCGCAGUUUACAUCGCCGUUGAAAACGGAAACGAGGAAAUGUUAACGAUUCUCCUAGAAGCAGGCUGUUCGGUUGAAAGUUGUUUUAGGGACAAAUUAUCUCCUCUUCAUAUUGCAGCCACAUUCGAACACACACGUUUAGUCGAAAUUCUUCUGAAGUACGGUGCGAGGAUUAAUUCAGAAACAAGAGCACUCCAUCGCCCAUUGGAUUUUGCAGCAAUUAUGGAAAAUUUAAAUAUGAUUAAAUUUCUCAUAGACUCUGGUGCUAAUCUCAUAAGAAAAGAUGACUACCUUUCAUCACUAGACUACUUAUUAGACGAAUGUAGAGUUUCAGAAACAAUGACACCUUCAAUGUUUCAAAAUCUUUUAAAAAUUACGGAAUUGUUAUUGAUUGCCGGGGAUCUCGUGCAUAAAAAAGAAAGUUCUGUUAGUUGUUUGUUGUCAUUUGCUAAUAUUUUAAAAGUUUCUAUCGAGGAUGAACAAACUUCAAUUAGUGACAAUAAAGAGAUUGUGAAUAGUGAGGAAGAGAAAUGGGAAUAUCGUCCUGAAAUUGUGAGAUGCUUGCUUAAUUAUUUAAAGAAAAAAAUGUUUAAACAAGUUCUAAAUGAUGCAUUAAUGUGUAAUGCGAGUAUUUGUGAAUUUAUUAUCGAAUACUAUGAUUCCAAUUUAAUUCCCAUCGAUUAUGAAUUUAGUAUAAGUAGUGAUUGGAAUAAUUUAUUUAUAGUGAAUGAAACAAUGGACGUUUACACGCUUUUGAAAAUUACAAAAAAUAAUUUAAAUUCUCGUAAAUUAAGAGAAAAUGAUGAUGAACUUUUAAAGUUGAUAAUUGCACGGCUUGAACUGAUAAACCCCGUUAAAAACUCAGUAUUUUGUUCUGACAUAAUUGAAUAUUUUCCAUCAAGUGAAGAUAAAACAAAAAUUCGAAAAUUUCAAAAUGAAUGUCAAGAGCAGAUAUUAGUUAUGCAAAAAACAAAAUUUAGCGAUAAAUUAAAUUUCACUUUUCACGAUAUUCUAGUAAAGUCUACUGAGGAAAUUGCUAGUUGCGUAAGGAAUGUAAAAUUAUUAAAUACCAAUAAAGUAUCGUAUAAUAAAUUUCCAGCGUAUAAAAAAUUUGUAAAGUUGUGUACUGAGAAAGUAAAGCGUAGAAUUGAGUUUAUUGACAUAUCCACGAAUUGUUUGUAUCAUUACAUUCAAAGGAAUUAUAAAAUUAAAAUUUCAACAGCUGAUGUAGAAGAAAUUUUACAAUAUCUUUCAAUGAGCGAUCUUGGAAAGUUGUCAGCAGUUUUUUCUAAAUUUUUAGACUAUAAAAUAAAGUGGUAAAUUUUAAUCAACGAUGGAAAAAAUUUGAAAUUUUAUUAUAAUAGUAUCUCAGUCACAGUUUCUAUGCUUUUUAGUUCAAUUAGACUGAAAUAGUUUUAAAAGAUGCUUCUUGUUAUCAAUUUGUUGCAUCUACUGCAACAAGUUUUGUACUUCCGAUUAUAUUUUUGUAUUGUCUAUUAUAUUUUUGUACUUGCGCUGUUAUAGGUAAGUUAAAGUUAAGCAAGAAUAAAUUAUUUAAUAUUU